Dendronephthya gigantea is the source of this 582-nucleotide messenger RNA. RefSeq lists its product as uncharacterized. Bases 1 to 582 code for a protein of 193 amino acids. NCBI's taxonomy places the organism in Eukaryota, Metazoa, Cnidaria, Anthozoa, Malacalcyonacea, Nephtheidae. The transcript has a single exon. The record is from RefSeq and is a predicted model, not a curated record.
AUGAACGUACACUUGUUUGGGGCAAUCUCCUCACCGAGCUGUUCAAAUUACGCGCUCAGGAAGACAGCAGAUGAUUUCGAAGAAAAAGAAAGCGCUGAAGUUGCAAAUGUCCUCAGGAAGAACUUCUACGUGGACGAUUGUUUAAGAUCGGAAAAAAGCGAAGAGUUGGCAACCGACACAAUUAACGGCGUGACUCGGAUGUGCACCCGUGGAGGCUUUCGUCUGACUAAAUUUACGAGUAACAAACAUUGCGUUCUGGAAGCAAUACCUGAAGAGGAACGAUCUAAAGAGCUUAAGUGCCUGGAUCUAAAUUGUGACCGUUUGCCAAUAGAACGAGCUCUUGGUGUACAAUGGUUCGUGGAAUCAGAUGAAUUAGGAUUUAAGAUCAUCCUGAAGGACAAACCGCUGACUCGUCGAGGCAUCUUAGCUACCAUUAGUUCGAUCUAUGAUCCAAUUGGAAUGGCUGCCCCGAUCCUCCUGUCCGGCAAAAAGAAUCCUCCAGGACCUUUGUCGAGAAAAACUCACUUGGGACGACGAUCUCCCACAAGAAUACCGUGCUCGAUGGGAAAAAUGGAGAACUGA